AGAGAGAGAGAGAGAGAGAGAGAGAAACAAGAAAAUGGAUAAAGCUAUGAUGAAUCGUCAAAACCAAGAAACUCAGCGCUGCUUGACUUUAAGCAAUCGCAUGUGUUGACUUCACAUGUCUCUCCAACUCCUACUCCUACAGCUUCUAUAUUAGUAGUUGUGCGUCUGUGUUCAUCUGUUUCCCAUUGAAAGAAAGGCGGAUUCAAGUAAGAAGAGAAUGGCGGGGGAAGAAGUGUUUAUUGGUUCCAUAGAUCAAGGCACAACCAGCACAAGAUUCAUCAUCUAUGACCGCUCUGCUCGACCCCUUGCAUCUCACCAAGUUGAAUUCACUCAGUUCUAUCCACAAUCAGGAUGGGUGGAGCAUGAUCCAAUGGAGAUUCUUGAGAGUGUGAGAGAGUGUAUUGCAAAGGCUAUUGACAAGGCCACUGCUGCAGGCCACAAUGUUGUUAGUGGACUGAAAGCCAUUGGUUUGACCAAUCAGAGAGAAACCACUGUCGUUUGGAGCAGAUCCACUGGCUGCCCUCUUCACAAGGCCAUUGUUUGGAUGGAUGUCCGAACAAGUUCAAUUUGCAGAAAAUUGGAAAAAGAGUUGUCAGGGGGAAGAACCCAUUUUGUGGAGGCAUGUGGUUUGCCCAUAAGCACUUAUUUCAGCGCCUUGAAGCUGUUAUGGUUGUUGGAAAAUGUUGAUGCCGUAAAGGAAGCUGUGAAGAAAGGAGAUGCACUGUUCGGAACCAUAGACACGUGGUUGAUUUGGAACUUGACCGGUGGGAAAGAAAAUGGUUUACAUGUCACUGAUUUGUCGAAUGCUUCAAGAACUAUGUUGAUGAAUCUCAAGACGCUUGAGUGGGAUAAAACGAUACUAAAUGAGCUGGGGAUUCCUUUGGCAAUUUUACCUAAAAUUGUUAGUAAUGCCGAGAUCGUAGGAAAUAUCAGCAAAGGAUGGCCUAUCACUGGGAUCCCUAUUGCUGGAUGUCUCGGUGAUCAACAUGCUGCGAUGUUGGGGCAAGCAUGCCGGAAAGGUGAAGCUAAGAGCACCUAUGGAACGGGAGCUUUUAUACUUCUUAACACAGGCGAGGAGAUAAUAAAGUCGAACCAUGGUUUAUUGAGCACUUUGGCUUAUAAGCUUGGGCCUAAAGCUCCAACCAACUAUGCUUUGGAGGGCUCCAUUGCCAUUGCCGGUGCAGCUGUUCAGUGGCUGAGAGACAGUCUUGGCAUAAUCAAGACUGCAAGUGAGAUUGAGAAGCUGGCCUUGGAGGUUGACUCGUCUGGCGGGGUUUACUUUGUACCAGCUUUUAAUGGAUUGUUUGCACCAUGGUGGCGCGACGAUGCUAGGGGAGUUUGUAUUGGGAUUACAAGGUUUACAAACAAAUCCCACAUUGCUCGGGCUGUGCUUGAGAGCAUGUGUUUCCAGGUGAAAGAUGUCUUGGAUUCGAUGCACAAGGAUGCUGGAGAGAAGGGCGAGGUUAAGAACGAUAAGGGGGAGUUUCUACUCAGAGUAGACGGUGGGGCGACCGUCAACAACCUACUAAUGCAAAUUCAGGCAGACAUAUUGGGUAGUCCAGUAGUGAGACCAGCUGACAUAGAGACAACGGCACUUGGAGCAGCCUAUGCUGCUGGUCUAGCCGUGGGCGUUUGGACAGAGGACCAGAUAUUUUCAUCGGGAGAGAAGACGGAGAAAGACACCGUCUUCAGGCCGGCUAUAGACGAACAACUUAGGAAGCAGAAGGUGGAGUCCUGGUGCAAAGCUGUUACCAGAACCUUUGACUUGGCUGAUCUCUCUCUGUAAAUUAUGUCAUUCAAUGCUGCAAUCUGCUUUCAAUUCUUACAGUCUUUCCCCCCCCCUUUUUUUUUUGAAAAAAACAAGUAAUAUGAAUUUGAAUAAAACUUUCUGUGAA
Messenger RNA from Sesamum indicum (sesame), 1895 nucleotides. It is a transcript of the gene NHO1, whose product is annotated as Actin-like ATPase superfamily protein. Gene Ontology annotation, cellular component: mitochondrion. Gene Ontology annotation, molecular function: glycerol kinase activity. The record is from RefSeq and is a predicted model, not a curated record. Gene Ontology annotation, biological process: triglyceride metabolic process; glycerol-3-phosphate biosynthetic process; glycerol metabolic process. NCBI's taxonomy places the organism in Eukaryota, Viridiplantae, Streptophyta, Magnoliopsida, Lamiales, Pedaliaceae.